ACUUACAAGAAAUUGUAUUUGUAUUCUAAAAAUUGUCAAUUUUAGGUUCUUGCUUUAUCUUAAAAACUACGUAAGGAAUAGACGUUAUCCAGAAGGUGCGAUUGUAGAAGGACGUUGGAUAGACGAGUUAAUGACCUUUUGCUCAUGGUAUUUAGAUGACGUCGAGACUAAGUCUAAUCCACCUUUAAGAAAUGAUGUUUUAUCUAAUGAAACAAUAGACCAAGAGGGUCGUCGAUCAAGUAGAGAGAAAGGAUUUAAGCUUGAUGACAUUACAUGUGCUCAAGCCCACAAAUAUGUUUUAUUUAAUUCAACCUCCACAACUUCAUAUCGUGAUGAACAUAUAAAAGAAAUCAAGAAGGAAAAUCCUCGUCUAUCAGGACAUAAUGUGGAUCGAAUUCAUAAUGAAAGAUUUCAACUAUGGUUUAGAAAUCAUGAUUCAUAGCUGCUGAGGAACUUCGUUGAAAUGGCAAGAAAAAGACAGAGAAAUUCUAGUCAAGGUGAGCUUUUAUAUGAUUCUUCGGAGCAACAAAAACAAAAAAUCGGAAGUAUGUCAAUGCCUCAACCGCCCCAAAAUUGGCCACAAAAUGAAAGAGAUGAAUCACAUGAUACAAAAACUCUUCCAGGAAAAUACUGACACAACUGAUGACAUGAAGCGCAUACUGAUGAUGUCAUUUGGAUCUAAAUGGAAAGAAUCAAAGCAUGAAGCAAAACCUAUUGGACAUGACCCAUAUAACACUGAUAUUGAGCGUUUAGCUCAUUGUCCAAAUAGAGUUGAAGAAGACCAGUGGCGUUCAUUAGUUCAUUAUUGGAGAUCAAAAGAAGCAAAGGAAAAGAGUGAGAGAAACAAAGAAAGUCGAAAAAAAUUGACUAUGCCACACACAUCAGGGAGAGAAAGACAUUCUCAAAUUAUAGACGAUAUGACAAAGAUGAAUAAUGGUGUAAAGCCAACUAGUAUUGAGGUGUUCAAAAAAACUCACAUUAGAGAGAAUAAACAACCAGUAAAUGAGAUAGCUGGUGAAGUUAUGAAACAAAUGGAUGAUCUUGCCGAGGUGUAUCCUGAGUUGAAUGUCCCUGGAAGUGCUCCUAAUGAUGUUUAUUCCCAAGUAAUGGGAUCAGACACUCAUGGAAUUGUCCGAACUCUAGGAAAAAGAGCAUAUCCUAGCUUAGUAUAUGGCCCCGUAUAUAAACGAUCUCAGGCUGAAAAAAGAGAUUUUGAUACAAGGGUUGAGAUGGAACUUCAAAAAGCUACCUCAGCUAUGAAAAUUGAGAUGACAGAGAAGAUGUAUGAUGCAAAAAAAGAGAUGGAAGCAAUGGAUAAAAAGUUUUUAGAAGCGAAAGAGGAAGUAAAAGAGAAUAACGAAGUGAUGGAGAGAAAAUUAUCGGAAGCAAAAAUGGAUAUGGAAGAAAUUAUAGCGGAUAAAGUGAAGGAAGGAAUACAAGCAUAUGUAGAGUCUUUGGGAAUUAAUAUUGAUGCAAAUAUAAAAUCAGAGCCAGUGAAAUAAUUAUGUUGCUCACAAAAAAAUACUUUUUUUAGAUGAAAAUUUAGUUUCUCUUAAUUAUAAUAGUCUUCCUCU
Molecule: messenger RNA, 1574 nt
Organism: Solanum tuberosum (potato)
Lineage: Eukaryota; Viridiplantae; Streptophyta; Magnoliopsida; Solanales; Solanaceae
Exons: 7
Coding region: 510-1502 (330 amino acids)
Source: RefSeq, a predicted model, not a curated record